Molecule: messenger RNA, 543 nt
Organism: Aspergillus puulaauensis
Lineage: Eukaryota; Fungi; Ascomycota; Eurotiomycetes; Eurotiales; Aspergillaceae
Exons: 1
Coding region: 1-543 (180 amino acids)
Source: RefSeq, a predicted model, not a curated record
AUGCCGACUGCAACCUCUACCAUCGGCUGGACUCUCGCCAAUGCUGGCCCUGGACCGGCCACUCACUCUGUUCCUACCUGGUGCACCGAAUCCAGCUACCAAAUAGCCACAGCUACCUCUGCCUACCCUGUGUGGGACAACCAAUGUUCCACCACUGUAGGGAACGCGGAGUGCGGCGUCAGACCAACCGACUCGGCCCUGGCAAAGGAGGCGACCUCAAAUUGGUACAUUCUCCCGUUUUAUUCACCUGGCCCAUCCUGCCCGAGUGGCUGGAAAACGGUCGGUGCAGUGGCACCCAGUGCGAUGGUGCCAACUGCCAUUACCACGACAUUCAACGCCAGUGAGGCUUCCGACCUUAUACCCGUGUCAGCGGCCGGGCCGAUCUACCUCAUGCAUAAGCCGUCUGAUGUAUCGAACUCGGACUCGGGGAGUGGGACAAAUGCGGCGUCGACAUUGCGGACGAGCCAGUCCGACUGGUGGAGAGUUAUGGGUGCUUUGGCGGUUUCGCUGACUCUGGGAAUGGUGAUGGUCUUGCCUUGGUGA